AUGGGGAGCACAGGGACAACAAUAACAAGUGUGGUGGCGCACAUAGACCACGGAAAGACAUCGCUCAUAGACAGCCUUGUUGCAUCCCAGGGACGGAUAUCAAGGACGCUUGCCGGGUCAAUCAGAUUCCUCGAUACAAGAGAGGACGAGCAGGCCAGGGGAAUAACCCUGAAGUUGGGUGUCAUCUCCCUGGAACACGGAGGAUGCAGAUACGUGUUCAUAGAUACGCCAGGCCAUGUUGACUUUGAGUCCCUGAUCCAGUCAAGCUCAAUAUUCUCCGACAACUUCCUGGUUCUUAUCGACGUUAACGAGGGAAUAACACCGAGGACCUAUUCGCUUGUGAGGUAUGCAAAGGGGAGGAGAUGCGCCCUUGCCAUAAACAAAAUAGAUAAAAUAGCCUUUCCACAGGAGCUUCUGGAGAAGACGCUUUCUGUGAUAUCGUCGAUAAACGGGCUCAUUGGUGAAGAUACUUUCGGGUGGGAGGACAACAACGUCAUAUUGUGCUGCGCCACCCUUUGCUAUGGGAUCAGCAGAGAAACGUUCCAGAAGGUUGUUGGAAAGACUGGGACUCUGAAGGAUGCAAUCAACCUUCUGUUCCAUGUGUAUAGGAGAAUUGAAGAGAAGGAUGUGGAUAGGAUAUGCGAAAGAUUUAAGGUUGUUGGCAGAAGCAAAAAGAGCAUCCUCUCGACCAUGCUUCCUCUAUCUGACUGCGUGUUUGGUUCGGUAAGCUAUGAUGCCGAGGACAGCACAAGGUUGUUUCUCGAGUCUGGUCUAAUAAAGCUGAGUCCGGUACCAUCGGAUAAGACGCCUUCGCUGAUGGGAGUCACUGUUUAUGGAGUUCUUAAGACGCCUCUGAAGUACACCCGGGCCUCUUUGCUUUUUGUCACAAGACUGUUUCAUGGAACUGUGAGGGUGGGGGAUGUUGUAUAUUCUGCAGACGGGAGUACCAUUUCGGAGUGCACUGUGGAGAGUCUAUACCUGUUUGGAAUAAACGAGCUGGUUGAGAAGGACGAAGUGUCUGGGCCUAAUCUUGUUUGCAUAGGGGGCAGGCUCUUGAAGAACUCGCUUGUGACGGACGUUCCUGUGGGCAGGAUGGAUGUUCUAAGCAGGAUAACACCCUUCUACAAGUUCAAGAUUGUGCUGGACGACAUUGACAAGCUCGACGAGCUGAAGGAGGUUUUCCGCGUGAUGUCGUGCACAGAGCAAUUUUUGAAGGUAAGGCUCAACAAGUACAGGGAGAUGGAGGUCUCGUGCACAGGAAAGGUCCAAUCGGAAAAGAUAGCCACAGACUUGGCUGGUCUAGGCUUCAGGUUUUCGAUUGUGGACCCCGAGGAGCAGUUCUGCGAAUAUGCUGCAGAGCCCUCUGACGGGGUCUUUGCCUCAGAGGGACUCAGCUUAAGGAUUUCGAUCUGCAGGGCAUACGAAGGAGAAGAAGACGGCUCUGCUUGCUUCAGGAGAUGGAGAGAUGGAAACGGAAACCAGUUUGUCCUCAUGUCUGGACUGUACUUCGAGAUAGCUGCCAGCGUGCUUGAGAUGUUUGUCUCAAGCGGGCCGCUGAUAAAGGAAAGGAUAUACGAGACAAGGUUUGUGCUUGACCUGCGGGGAGACGCAGAGACGAUGGAUUCUGAUGCGCUGUAUUCGUUUCUGAAGAGCUCGCUUACUUCUGUGUAUCUUUGCUGCUCUCCGUCGAUUGCACCGACAUUUUAUGAAUGCAGCAUCUCGAUCCAGAAGGAGUUUAUUGGAGAGACAUACAGGUGCCUUUCAAAGUACAGCUAUACUGUUCUUCAGGAGAACUACGAAGAAAAGACAGGCUUCUAUGUCCUGACGGUGCUCAUUCCCCAGUUUUUGUACCCGGGCUUUCUUGAGGACAUCAGGGUAGGGACAAAGGGAACAGCAUAUCUCCUGGUGGGAGACGUGGGAUACAAGCUGAUGCUAGACUUCAGCAAGUAUGUGGACGGGAUAAGAAAGAAGAAGGGCUUGUUUGUGGAGGAGAAGAUUGUCGAGGAGCCUUCGAGGCAGAGAACGUACAAGAGGUAA
Encephalitozoon cuniculi GB-M1 is the source of this 2037-nucleotide messenger RNA. RefSeq lists its product as uncharacterized. Gene Ontology annotation, cellular component: cytosol; ribonucleoprotein complex. Bases 1 to 2037 code for a protein of 678 amino acids. Gene Ontology annotation, biological process: cytosolic ribosome assembly. The transcript has a single exon. Gene Ontology annotation, molecular function: ribosome binding; GTP binding; GTPase activity. The record is from RefSeq and is marked provisional. NCBI's taxonomy places the organism in Eukaryota, Fungi, Microsporidia, Unikaryonidae.